Molecule: messenger RNA, 3463 nt
Organism: Scomber japonicus (chub mackerel)
Lineage: Eukaryota; Metazoa; Chordata; Actinopteri; Scombriformes; Scombridae
Product: liprin-beta-1-like
Exons: 25
Coding region: 120-2795 (891 amino acids)
Biological process (GO): neuromuscular junction development
Cellular component (GO): presynaptic active zone
Molecular function (GO): protein binding
Source: RefSeq, a predicted model, not a curated record
CGCCGACAAUGAAGCUCCGCUGAAAACUGCUCAAAGUGUUUUGGAGUAAGGCUACUGGAGAAAAGCUUGAAUCCCUCUUUUUCCACAUUUUUUGGUCGAAAACUAUUCAUUGAGCAGAGAUGAUGUCUGACGCCAGCGAGAUGUUGGCAGCAGCCUUGGAGCAAAUGGAUGGGAUCAUAGCAGGCUCCAAGGCCAUGGACUACUCCAACGGGCUGUUUGACUGCCAGUCGCCCACUUCACCUUUCCUGGGUGGCCUUCGGGUGCUGCAUCUACUGGAGGACCUGCGGGCGGCGCUGGAGCUCAUGGACAACGAGGAGAAGGACAACCUGCGAUGUCAGAUACCGGAUUCAACGGCGGAAGGGGUUGCAGGGUGGCUGCAUGGACGAAUGCCUAAUGGCCAUGGCUCAGAAGCAGUUUACCAAGAACGUCUGUCACGACUGGAGAGUGACAAAGAAUGUCUUAUCCUUCAGGUAAGUGUUCUAACAGACCAGGUGGAGGUGCAAGGUGAAAAGAUUCGGGACCUAGACACUUGUCUUGAGCACCAUCGUGAGAAACUAAAUGCUACUGAGGAGCUGCUUCAACAGGAGCUGGUGAACCGGACGGCGCUGGAGACACAGAAGCUGGAGCUCAUGACGGAGGUGUCGAGCCUGAAGCUGAAGCUGACUUCUGUGGAGAGAGAUCACAAGGACAGUGAGGGCUUUUACCAAGAAGUAACGGACCUGCGGUUCAGGGUGACUGACAUGGAGAAUGAAAGACUGCAGUGUGAGAAGAAACUCAAAGCUACCAAAGAGGAGCUCGAGCUUCUGCAGCAGCAGCUGGAUGAGCGGGAGUUGGAGCUGAGGAGGCUGAAAGACGAGAGCAGACUGAGGGUGGAGAACCUCAACAGAGCUGACGGGGGAGAGAGAGAUGCAGAAAUGUUGAAGAUGAAGAUGGUGUUGCAGUCGCUGACGUCAGUCAACGAUGAGAAGGAGCGAAGGAUAAAAGAGCUGGAGGAGUCACUCACUAAAUGCAAGAAAGUGCAGGAGCUGGUCAAAGACAAGUUGAAGGAAGACGACUAUGACGAUAUCCCCGAUGAUCCUUCACUUCCUGUAGCCAUGGAGGUGGAUCAGGUCACUCUGGUGUUGGAAGGGGAGGCAGGAAGGAGCUCUGGCGAGUCUAUUCCGUGUAUAGCGGUGCUGUCUGAAAUGAAUGAACUGGACAGAGAACGACAAUUACAGGCGGCAGAAAGUUCCCCAGACCUCCCACAGCCAAGCAGCACUGACCAGACUAAAGAUAAAACAAGAACUGGUUCCUCCUCGUCGAGUAAAAUAAACGCCACGAGCGAUGAAAAUUUUGGUACCAAGAAAGCCCGCGCCUCCUUCGGUCGUGGCUUCUUCAAGCUGCGUGGAGGCAAACAGACGGCCAGCGCUCCAAAUCUGGCUGAGACAGAACGUAAAGGAACAGAACAUCUGGACUUGGCUGGUGCUCCUUCACGGAAAUCUCAAGAUGGAGCUCCUCUGCCCUCCUCACCCGAAACCAAAAAGAAGUCCAAAGGCUUUAAGAAAUUCUUCGGCAGGUUAAAGAGGAGUCACUCCACCUCCUUCAACCUGGACGAUGCUGCAGAGAUGGAGUUCAGGAGGGGCGGAGUCAGAGCCACUGCCGGCCCUCGUCUCGGCUGGUCACGAGAAAUAAAACACAAUGCUGUCGAUGUUCCUCUCUCACGGUGGAAUAAGGAGGAAGUGUGUGACUGGCUGCAUGAACAAGGCCUCGGGUUAUAUGUCGGCCAAGGCCAGAGCUGGAUCAAAUCUGGACAAACACUACUGCAGGCUUCACAACACGAUCUGGAGAAGGAGCUGGGCAUGAAGCAGCCUCUCCACAGGAAGAAGCUCCAGCUGGCUCUGCAGGCCCUCGGGUCAGAGGAAGAGGAUCUGAAGGGCAAACUGGACCACAACUGGGUUACCAGAUGGCUGGAUGACAUCGGCCUCCCGCAGUAUAAAAAUCACUUUGAUGAAGGUCGGGUAGAUGGACGGAUGCUGCACUACAUGACAGUGGAGGACCUGCUGUCUAUGAAGGUGGGCAGCGUUCUCCAUCACCUCAGCAUCAAGAGGGCCAUUCAGGUCCUCCGCCUCAACUCCUACGAACCCAGCUGUCUCAGGAGACGACCGUCUGAUGAGAACAACAUCACACCAGCAGAGAUCUCCCAGUGGACGAACCACAGAGUGAUGGAGUGGCUCCGCUCCGUGGAUCUGGCAGAAUAUGCCCCGAAUCUGAGAGGCAGCGGCGUUCAUGGAGGGCUGAUGGUGUUGGAGCCUCGCUUCAACGUGGAGUCGCUCGCCCUUCUGCUCAACAUCCCUCCCAACAAAACCCUGCUGAGACGCCACCUGGCUACACAUUUCCACCUGCUCAUCGGCUCUGAGGCCCAGCGGCUCAAACAGGAGUGUCUGGAAAACCCAGACUACACCGUCCUCACCGCCACCGCCAAGGUCAAGCCGAGACGACUGUCAUUCGGCGGCUUCAGCAGUCUCAGGAAAAAGCGUCACGAUGACGGCGAGGAGUAUGUCUGCCCCUUGAACGUGGAAAUGCCCAAAAGCAGCAGCUUCCAGAGAGGCGGCGUACGGAUCUACGAGGAACCCUUCGAGCACCUUGAACAGAUGGAAGACUCUGAAGGGACUGUGAGACAGAUAGGAGCGUUUUCUGAGGGAAUCAACAAUCUGACGAGCAUGCUGAAGGAAGAUGAGCUGUUCCAGGAGGUCUCCGUCAGUCCUCCAGAGGUCCACAUUGCAGUAACCGACACCAACUCCCAGCAUCUGAUUUGAGACGCCGAGCUCUGAGUCACCGUGCUCAGUUUAAAACAACCUAAACUGUGCCAAUCCCUCCACCUCCCACCAACCUUUACAGUAAACAUGUGAGACCUCUGCUUUUACAGUAUUCUCAUCAUUAAGCACAACCAUAGCCCGAACAUACAUAUUUAUUGAAGCCAAACUAUAAUGCAUGACCUGAAAAUGCGAGAUUUUAUUGCGUCAAUGUACCUCUUUCUCUUUCUGCAUUUAUUUUAUUAUUCAACGCUUACUUUUGUGUUUGUUCUUUCUCUCCUUUUUAUUUUAAGGACUUAUCCUCAGCUGUAUUACUCGUCUUUUGAGUGUAGCACUGAACAGUUUUCAUGUCCACGGCUGAAGCCAGAUUCAAUUUUUUUCCAUUUUGUGGUACGUUCAUUUGCUUCAAAUUAUUGUAAAGGGUGAGUUCACUGAAAUAACAGGAAAAAUGUACUCACUUUCUCUUGUUCUAUUUAGCCAUGCAGAUCAUUUUAAUGAGCUUGUCUGUGUUUUAAGGGUUUAUCCAGCUCCGUGUGAGGUUUCUGAUACAAUGGAGAUGAAUGAAAUGUGCAUGUGUGGUGCUUGUAGUUUUGGUAAAUCACAGGAACACAUGGUGUGCCUUCUGCAGAGUAUUCAGAGUAACUCUAACACUGUUCCUGAAAAGGGAGAUU